AUGUCAAGUGAUACGGAAAGUCCAAAACGAAAGAUUGUGAUUACGGGAGGUGCUGGUUUUAUUGGCUCUCAAUUAGGUUCUGAGCUUCACAGACGCGGGCAUGAAGUUAUUCUUCUGGACAACAUGUCAUUCGGUCAUCUUGAUAAUCUGAUUGUGGACGGCAAAACAUUUGGACAGCUAGUAGUAAAAGACAUCCGAGAUCCAGAUCUAAAAAGUGUAUUUACCGGAGCACAUACAGUAUUUCACUUUGCUGGUGUAGCUGCUUUACCUCUUUGCCAAAGCGAACCACAAUAUGCGUACGAUGUUAAUGUUUCUGGUACUGCUAACGUUCUCGAAGCUGCACGUUUGUCGGGUGUCUCAAGAGUGAUUUUCUCUUCAACUUCUGCUGUUUAUGAAAACAGUACUCACGAAGUAGAUACCUACAAAGAAACAGACUCUAUACAGCCGGAUUUGAUUUACUCGAUGACUAAGGCUGCAUCUGAGGACGUAUGCAAAGCAUAUUCAAAAAACUAUAAUAUGGAUAUCAUCAUUUGCCGUUUUUUUAAUGUCUAUGGACCUCAUCAAGACUUUCGUCGAAAAUCACCACCAUUUACAUCAUAUGUGGCUCGUGAACUUGCAUUGGAUAGACAACCCACAUUAUUCAAUCAAACAGACGCCAAACGUGACUAUAUCUAUAGUUCUGAUUUAAUCGCUCUCAUGUUAAACAUGUGGGCGAGUACAGAUACAUUUCACGCAGAAAUAUUUAAUAUCUCAACAGGUAUGGGUUGGUCGGUACCAGAAUUAUAUUCUAAAUUAUGUACUAUCGCCGAUAAAAACAUAUCAGCAAAUUAUAAAGAUCCAACGUUGUUCUGGGAUAAAUACAAAACUUUAACCGAUGCGCCUUAUUCGCUUAAUCCCAAUCGCAUUACAAAAGAAGUUCACAAGAACUGCGUAGGCGAUGCUACCAAAGCUCGUAAGACUUUCAACUGGGAACCACAAGUCACUAUUGAUCGCGGUUUGUUCGAAGUAUACAAAUACACACAAGAUCAUUCCAGCUGCAUAGAUUAA
Messenger RNA from Adineta steineri, 1047 nucleotides. The record is from the annotation of a GenBank genome assembly. NCBI's taxonomy places the organism in Eukaryota, Metazoa, Rotifera, Eurotatoria, Adinetida, Adinetidae.